Messenger RNA from Strongylus vulgaris, 1101 nucleotides. The record is from the annotation of a GenBank genome assembly. NCBI's taxonomy places the organism in Eukaryota, Metazoa, Nematoda, Chromadorea, Rhabditida, Strongylidae.
AUGGCGGAUAAUUCGUACAUUUGUGGUCCAAGUCGAGAACUUGAUGGAUCUAUUGUAACGUUUCUGAACGAAGAUGAAGGCUUGGCUUGUACAGCUUGUGAAACGAGAAGACAAAAACCGCCGACAGAGGCAUGUGGAGUACGGACAAAGGGAAAGGGAAGGGACGAAGAACCUCGAAUAGGGUGCUUUCCUAUUCCUCAGCUCUGUUUGGACGACUACACGCUGCGUUAUGCGAAUGCGUUCCCGGAGGAACUCGAAAGGGCUAGGGCGAGGGCCGAGAGUCGUACGUCAUUGCUAGAGAGAGGUUCCAAUGAGCACGGAAGCGAAUCGCGAUUUCAUGGCCUUGAUACCAAUCGACUAAGUAAAAGCAAAUCCAAUCUAGCACAUGAAAACGCUGUAGACAACGAGCAAGCACUUCCAUCCCUUACCUCAACCACUACGACUGCUAUUCCAUUGGUUGAUAAGAAAUCCAAAGGAAAUCAAAUCUCCCCAUUCUUCACGACAACACCAGAUCUGGAUAAAAAGGACUCUGCGUCAGAUUUCCAAGACAUCACCGAUUUUGAUACCCCAUUCAGUACCGCUAUACCCGAGAUGACAAGGAUCAUUAGCGAGCUACACUUCCCAUCUACUACCACAAAAGUUCCCCUGAUCCUUCCUACCUUAAUCCCAUCAGAUCUUGGGACAGCUACUGUCGUAUCUCAAACUCUCCUCACGACGGUACCUCAGGGACUAACGGCUUCGAGAGUCUCAACACAAGUUGAGGAAAAAGAAACUGAGUCUAUACCAGAAGAAGUGGAAGAAGACGUUCGCGAUAAUCUAGCGCACAAACGGCGUGGUCAUCAUUUCUUUGGAACGACCACUGUUCCUACAACAACUACUACUAUUCCCACGACAACUACACCUAAACUCUGUAAAGACAAACAUAAGCUAUGCUGCUUCUGGGCUGUUGCUGGUGAAUGUGAAACAAAUCCUUUCUGGAUGCGAGUACAAUGUGCGAAAACAUGUGGAACAUGUAAUUGUCCUCACAACCACUCCCAAGCCGACGACGACAAGCACGACUACUACCACCACUACUACAACUACGACAACAACAACUACUGA